Molecule: messenger RNA, 1531 nt
Organism: Mya arenaria
Lineage: Eukaryota; Metazoa; Mollusca; Bivalvia; Myida; Myidae
Product: protein c-Fos-like
Exons: 4
Coding region: 91-825 (244 amino acids)
Biological process (GO): regulation of transcription by RNA polymerase II
Cellular component (GO): nucleus
Molecular function (GO): DNA-binding transcription factor activity, RNA polymerase II-specific; RNA polymerase II cis-regulatory region sequence-specific DNA binding
Source: RefSeq, a predicted model, not a curated record
GUUCAAUGCCGAUAGAGGGAACAUUUUGAUAAUAAAAAAAUAAAUAAGAAAAUGAAUACAUAAAUAAUAAUGCCUAGAUCCAGCUGAAAGAUGCUGUAUAAGCAUCAGAAAUCCAGAAUAGACUGUUACACUACCAUGGAGGAAGAUAAACCCGCGCAAGUUGUUCCAUCAGUGGUACCCACCGUUGUGAGCGGAUUAUUUGUUAAUUCGGAGUCAGAUGAAAACACUGACUAUUCAACGUCAGAUAAUGUUGGACAAUGCAGCACAAUAAAUACAAGUGACAUUAGAUCUGAUGCAAGUUCUGUGAACAGUGUCGGGAAAUACUCACAUUUAAACUCAAAUGGUGCAUGCGGAUAUACAAAUACAAGUCAUACCUCUGACGUCAUUGUGUCAGAUUCCGGCAGUGAUGACGUCGAUGACGUCACACGACGUGAGCUUUUAGAAAACGGGUUGACGCCAUUUAUAAAAGAGGAAUUGAAAUAUUCCAUUCAGACAAAACGGUUAAAAGAGGGAAAGCAGGAAUUGAAAGUGGAAUUUAGCCCUCCACCGGAAGAUGUGCUUACACCGGAAGAGGAAGAGCGUGUGGAAAAACGGCGCGUGCAGAACAGAAUGGCCGCGCGCCGCUUCCGGGACAAACAGAAAGACAGAGCCCACACUUUGCAGAAGGAGUGUCAUCGACUACAAAGCAUUCAGACGGAGUUGAGGUACGAACUGGCGCAGGUACGAAAGGAAAGGGACGAAUUCCGCCAGGCGCUUGAACAACACAUGGCCGCUUGCCCGCUACAGUUUCCCGCGCGUUUCCAUGCGUCAACUUCGAACUCUUGACAACAUGUGAACACUGUCAACUAUUUUUAGAAACAGACGUGAUGUCAACAUUUUACCUCACAGGAGCUGAUAUUAGACAGGAACACGUCUUUAUGACUUUCCCUGAAAUUGCAUUCAGGCAUAUCUAAACAAAUUCGGUUUCCGGCGUUUUUAUUGCUAGUCCAAUAUUUUUGUGAUCGUUAUUUUAUCACAUUUUGUAAUACACAUAAAUUAUCUGAGGACUGACGCGUUUACAUGUAGACCCGUGACAAUUUAGCGACGGGUGUUAGUGUAAAAAGGAUCACCAGACAGAUCUUUAUCAAUAAAAUAAUAAAAAAAAUAUUGAUUCCCGAUAUACCGAACCUUUAUUUCUUGGCAACAUUGGAAACCAAACAAGAUUUUUUGGCCUCAUCAAAAGAUUACAAGACUUCUAAAAACGUGACAUUUCGAGAGGAAUUUCGUCAUAAAAAGUAGGGUCAUAAACUGGAACGUAUAGUCAUUGUUUACUCAUCACGACAUGCCUAGCUUUUAAAUGAUCAUAUGAACAACUCAGGUUGUCAUCGACAUUUGAAGACAAUUGUUUGGCAUUUAAGUCAAAUGACAAACUGUUAUCAAAGAAGUAAACUUGUUUUCGACCUUUGAGAUCUAUAUUCUCCAUAUCGUUUGUCAGUAUUAAAAAUUAAAUAAAAUUGACACUGUUACAACUUUGUAAACACUCAAAUAUACA